GGGGGGUGGGGGGUAAGGUAAAAGGGGAGGGCUGCCUUGGUGUCAUUUGAUCGGCCAUGAGCUUUGAAGAUCAGAAAGCUUACACAGCUGGGCCUACGGACAACACAUAGGUUUGCGAGUCAGCGGCAAAGGGGCUUGUGUCUUGGCAGUGGAAUUAAAGGGAAUUAGGGUACGUGCACAAUUGAUAAAAACAGUAUUGGUCUUACUGGCAUCGCAGAGGAUGCAUGCUAACCGGUAAUCCGAGUCUGAGAAGUUUUCCCUUGUGUCAGCUGGAUAUAUAAUAAGUCUAUACUGGACUUAUACUUCUGGAUCUAAAUCGACAAGAGGAUUUGACAAUCGUUUUUGUGAAUGUUAUACAAAACGUUCAGGUAACGUCUACACUUGCAUGAAGCAGGAAGCUUUUACUUUCUGUGUCAACCAUGGGGCUGGGAAUACAGCUUUUUCUCAGUUUGGUGAUGCUUAUGCCUUCACAGUUGGUGGCGGUCAGCUUUCCUGAAGACGAUGAACCCAUUGACACUGUCGACUACCACUAUUCAAGGCAAUAUCCUGUAUUCAGAGGACGUCCUUCAGGCAACGAAUCUCAGCACAGGCUGGACUUUCAGCUGAUGGUGAAAAUUCAAGACACACUUUUCAUAGCUGGCAGGGAUCAGGUCUACACUGUAAGCCUAAAAGAGUCAUAUAGGAAUGAAAUCAUCCCUUACAGGAAAUUGACGUGGAGAUCCAGGCAACAAGACAGGGAAAACUGUGCCAUGAAGGGAAAGCAUAGAGAUGAAUGCCAUAAUUUCAUAAAGGUUUUCGUUCCAAGAAAUGAUGAUCUGGUUUUAGUCUGUGGCACAAACGCUUUCAAUCCCAUGUGCAGAUACUACAGAUUGGACAACCUGGAAUAUGACCGUGAAGAAAUUAGUGGUUUGGCAAGAUGCCCAUUCGAUGCCAAACAGACCAAUGUUGCCAUCUUUGCUGACAGCAAACUCUACUCUGCAACGGUGGCAGAUUUCCUGGCAAGUGAUGCAGUCAUAUAUCGCAGCAUGGGAGAUGGAUCAGCCUUGAGAACAAUAAAAUACGAUUCUAAGUGGUUAAAAGAGCCACACUUUCUUCAUGCCUUGGAGUAUGGGAACUAUGUGUACUUCUUCUUUAGAGAAAUAGCAGUGGAACACAAUAAUCUGGGGAAGGCUGUGUAUUCCAGAGUGGCACGCAUAUGUAAGAAUGACAUCGGUGGCUCCCAAAGAGUACUAGAAAAACACUGGACCUCAUUUGUGAAGGCUCGCCUCAACUGCUCUGUUCCUGGGGAUUCAUUUUUCUAUUUUGAUGUUCUGCAAUCCAUCACGGACAUAAUAGAAAUUAAUGGCAUCCCCACUGUUGUUGGCGUAUUUACCACACAGCUUAAUAGCAUUCCAGGAUCUGCUGUGUGUGCUUUCAGCAUGGAUGAUAUUGAAACAGUGUUCAGCGGCAGAUUUAAAGAACAAAAAACACCAGACUCUGUUUGGACAGCUUUUCCUGAAGAUAGAUUACCUAAACCAAGGCCUGGCUGCUGUGCAGGACAUGGUCUGGCAGAGUCUUACAAAACCUCAAUUGAUUUCCCCGACGAAACCCUAUCCUUUAUCAAAUCCCAUCCUUUGAUGGAUUCUGCCGUCCCAUCCGUCACUGAGGAGCCCUGGUUCACAAAGACUCGCGUCAAGUACAGGCUCACUGCAAUUGCGGUGGACAAUUCGGCAGGUCCUUAUCAAAACUACACAAUACUUUUUAUUGGCUCCGAAGCAGGCGUGGUCCUCAAAGUCUUGGUGAAGACUCCCCUUUCUCUGAAUAACAGCAUUUUACUGGAGGAGAUUGAUGUCUUUAACCAUGGAAAGUGUCUAUCCAACAGCGAGGAAGACCGAAAGAUCAUGUCACUUCAGUUGGACACCGACAAUCAUGCCUUGUUUGUGGCCCUUUCAAGCUGUGUGAUCAAAAUUCCACUCAGUCGCUGUGAACGUCAUGGCUCCUGUCAAAAGUCUUGUAUCGCAUCGCGGGAUCCAUAUUGCGGCUGGAUGGCUGACGGAUCAUGUGAAAGGGUUCAGCCGGGUAUGAUCUCUGGGUAUGAACAAGAUGUGGAACAUGGCAACACCAUGCGACUUGGAGGUUGUCACGAAUUUGUGGCUACUGCAGCUAUGCCAGAUUACAAAACAUUUGGCGAUCCAACAUCUGACAUGGCGUUUUCAUCUCCCCCUGUCACCACAAUGGCAUCUGGCCCUAUAGUUUCACCAAAAGCCAUUGGCCCACUCUUACCUGAACUGAUUGGUUCACGGAAAUUUGUGCUCCAAGAUGAUCCUGACACUUCUGAUUUUUAUGAUCCAUUAUCAGGGGUCCCAAAGGGUGUGUGGGAGGUUCAGUCUGGAGAUUCCAAUCAGAUGGUUCACAUGAAUGUCUUGAUCACCUGUGUUUUUGCUGCUUUUCUCCUGGGUGCCUUCAUAGCUGGUGUGACAGUUUACUGUUACAGAGAUGCUUUCAUACGAAAACCCAGGAAAAUUCACAAAGACGCUGAAUCGGCUCAGUCUUGCACAGACUCAAGUGAAAGCUUUACAAAACUAAAUGGAUUGUUUGAUAGCCCAGUGAAGGAAUAUCAGCAGAAUAGUGAUUCGCAUAAGCUGUACACAAGCUUAUUGAGUAAUGGGAAAGAUAUGCCGACUAAUGGAGACACAAAGACGAUGAUAUUGAGCAGCCAUAGUCAACCUCCAGAACUAGCUGCUCUUCCAACUCCCGAGUCUACCCCAGUUCUUCAGCAGAAAAGCAUGCAGCCUAUUAAGAACCAGUGGGAGAAAGCUCAUAAUGUAAAGGUUUCAAGAAAGGAAUCUCCUCUCAAAAGCCCUCAGUAUUUUCCAUCUAGCCCUCCGCCUCACUCCCCUAUUGGACACGGACAAAUUCCAAGUGCUGUUGUUCUUCCGAAUGCUACCCAUGACUACCGUGCUUCCUUCUCAAAUCCCGAUUUCCACAGAUUGGAAAGGAAAAUGCAGAAUGUUGAUGGGUCAGCAUGUGGAAAAUCAAGCAAAAAAGACCACAGACGAUCUGUGGAUGCAAGGAAUACCCUGAAUGACCUUCUGAAACAUUUAAAUGAAACGAACAGCAAUCCAAAAGCUAUACUUGGGGAAGUCCCCAUGACCCACCAAUGCCUGCCACUGGACCCGAUGACAGAGAUGCCACCUAAAAUUCCCAGUAGAGAGGCUUCUCUUUAUUCUCCCUCUUCCACUCUUCCAAGAAACAGCCCGACUAAACGGGUUGAUGUGCCCAGUACUACAACAACACCAGUGAACACAUUAGAAAGACAGAGGGGGUAUCACAGAAGUUCUUCACAAAGGCACUCACUGUCUGGCCUGCCUAAAAACAUUAACUCACCAAACGGUGUGCUAUUGUCAAGACAACCUAGUAUGAACAGAGGGGGAUAUAUUACUCCCAACCCCCCAUCUAGAUUGGACUCGCAUGGAACACCAGUUGGUGUUCAUUCUCAACCCUCCUUAUCCAGACAGAGCAGCUACACAGGGCAUGGCUCACUUCCACGUUCUGGAAUCAAGAGGACACCCUCCAUAAAACCAGAUGUUCCGCCAAAACCCAAUGGGUUUGUUCCUCAGACUGCUCCAAUGAGACCUGUAAACAAAUACAGUUACUAAAGUUUGUAUUCACAUUGCAAAAGACCCAGGUGUGGUUGCAUCCUACCUAGAGGUGUUUGUUACUGAUGUUAUAGGAAGGUAAGACUGUAUGGAACGGUGGAAAAGCAAGUGGCCAAAGAAGCUACUUCCAACAGCAUCUUCUCUUUUUUUUUUUUUUGCAAACUGCCAGGAGGACAGCAAGUUUUCUGUUUCAAUACAAGGACGAGAGGUGGUUGUAGCUUGUGUUAAAGUCAAGUCUGGAGCCGAGGAAAAACAAACUGCUUGGAGAGACUUAACUGUUUGUUUUAUGCCAAUUUUGGCGUUCUAAAUUACCAUGCAAGAAUACUUGAAUGGGUUCCAUUAUUUACUGCCACUGAGCAUUGUCUUCCCAUUUUGAAUGUGAAUUUUAUUUUAUUUUUUAAAGAAAAAAAAAGAAAGUAUGCAUUUGUCAGGCUGCUUGGCCAAAAUAUCAGAAACUAUUUAUCUCCAUGAUGUUUUGAAUUACAAGCAAUGUGCUUUGACACUGAGAAAUGCAUUUAUGGACGAAUUGUAGCAAAGAAGUUUCAUUUGUGGCAAAAAAGUCUGUCGCAAACCUAAUACUAACCCUGUGUACAGUUUAUACAUGUACACAAUAUGAUGCACUUACAAUAUUUGUGCAGCGGUACUAUUCAGAAGGUGCACACUGAUCCUAAAUUGAUCCAUUAGUACCACAUUUUAUAUGGAUAACAGCUUGGGCCAAUCUAUGUUAUUAUCAUUCAGGGAGAACUCCCUGGACAUUUCUAAAGUACAUUUUGUUUUGCUGCUAUUGGUGUAAUAUAUACAUAUUAGUAUACAUUUUACUACUCCAGGACUGCCAAGAAGACACUGUGAAGCAGAGUUCCUAGUCUUAAUGGCCAGGGGGCUUUUAGUAUAGAGUUAGGCACUGCCUUUGUGAGGGUGAGCUGGCGCAGUGUGUAAAUGCACAAUCCUUUCACCAUUUGAGGCCUGGGUUAGCCUCAAUGGACAUUACAAAACCACCACAACAUUUGUCAAGUGCCAGCCUCUUCAGCCAGUGCCAUUGUCCCUCACAUUUUAUUAGCUAUUUUGUACUAAAAUCACGUAUAUGUUGAAAAUGUAAGUGCUUCUUUUCUUUGCCCUCAAAACAAUCAGUGAAUUUCAAGUCUAGUAACUACCCAUUAGGUAUUAGAGUAGUGCAAUCAUUUAAAAAAAGAGAAUAACAAGGUGUCCCUAAGAGUCAUGCAGGUAAUGACCAUGUUCUGUAAAUAUAUUUUUGUGAGUUUUCCUGAAUCUGUGCAUUGUGUGCCUUAUUCGACGAUCACUACCCUAACUGCUGAACAUUUGUCAUUUGUGGUCUUGAGGAUUAAUGUUUUGCCAGUUAUACAUUCUAAAAAGAAAAAAAAAAAAUGUAUAUCCACAAAUAACAAAGCAACGUUAGAUAUCCAUUUUACAAUGAUAACAAAUCAAUCGUGGCCAUCAAAAGAUAAAUUACAUUUCCUUUUUACAGAAUGAAGACACGUGUUAUUCCAAGAUAAUAAUAAAAAAAAAAACACACAGUUUUGCUUUCAGCUGUUAUAGAAAGAUGUUAUCUCUUGCACAGUUGAAGUAUAAUUCAGUGAAUGUAAAACACUAAUUACAAGGGGAAGUAUGUGAAACUGGGUGCUCAAGACAGACACAAACUACAUGAAACUAAGAUGUUACCUUUGUUUUAUAAGUUUCUGUAAAACUGACCAUUUGUUUCCUUAAUCAAAAAUUAUUUAUAUAAGGAAAAUUACAACCAUCUAAUUAGAUUUUGUUAAAAGGGCCUGUUGGUCACCCAAUUACAGAACGCAUGAGUUUUAAUACAUGGAUUAACAAGGCUGGGAAAGUACACUGAAAACAUUCAGUGAAAUAGAAUAGGAUUGCAUGCACAUGCACUGAGAGCUUAUUCAGUGUUUCCAAAUGGUAAAAAAAAAAAAAUAAAAAAAAAAAUUAAGGAUUCUAAGAUUGCAAAUAAAAAUGUUUACCUAUAUGUGCCCAAAGUUCAACUGUGUUUAAGACAUUUUCUGUUUAUUGAAGGAAAAAAAAAAAACAUUUCAUCAAGUCACAGUUGUUAGUACUGUACUUCGAGUACUAAUGUAUGUACAAAGUGAAAGCUGCCCUGUACUUGUGUGCCCUCUUGAAAGGUGUGUAACGUUGAACUGCCUUGUAUAUUGCAAUGUGAAUUCAAACCGUCUUUAUGUUGCAAUUUGACUAUUCAAGCCUUUUCAUUAAGAUGCUUUGUGUGCAAAGAAUAAAGUUGUCAACUUUUGUUUUUAAUACAGCACAAGUUCAGAGCUGA
Molecule: messenger RNA, 5934 nt
Organism: Polyodon spathula (Mississippi paddlefish)
Lineage: Eukaryota; Metazoa; Chordata; Actinopteri; Acipenseriformes; Polyodontidae
Product: semaphorin-6D-like
Exons: 19
Coding region: 420-3638 (1072 amino acids)
Biological process (GO): neural crest cell migration; semaphorin-plexin signaling pathway; negative chemotaxis
Molecular function (GO): chemorepellent activity; semaphorin receptor binding
Source: RefSeq, a predicted model, not a curated record